Hippopotamus amphibius kiboko is the source of this 1750-nucleotide messenger RNA. RefSeq names its product chromobox protein homolog 3. Bases 36 to 587 code for a protein of 183 amino acids. Gene Ontology annotation, biological process: negative regulation of transcription by RNA polymerase II; chromatin organization. The transcript has a single exon. Gene Ontology annotation, cellular component: nucleus; pericentric heterochromatin. The record is from RefSeq and is a predicted model, not a curated record. Gene Ontology annotation, molecular function: chromatin binding. Lineage: Eukaryota; Metazoa; Chordata; Mammalia; Artiodactyla; Hippopotamidae.
CGGUGAAUAAUAGCUCUUCAAGUCUGCAAUAAAAAAUGGCCUCCAAUAAAACCACAUUGCAAAAAAUGGGAAAGAAACAGAAUGGGAAGAGUAAAAAAGUUGAAGAGGCAGAACCUGAAGAAUUUGUAGUAGAAAAAGUACUGGACAGACGUGUAGUGAAUGGGAAGGUGGAGUAUUUCCUGAAGUGGAAGGGAUUUACAGAUGCAGACAAUACUUGGGAACCUGAAGAAAAUUUAGAUUGUCCAGAAUUAAUUGAAGCAUUUCUUAAUUCUCAAAAAGCUGGUAAAGAAAAAGAUGGAACAAAAAGAAAAUCUUUAUCUGACAGUGAAUCUGAUGAUAGCAAAUCAAAGAAGAAAAGAGAUGCUGCUGAUAAACCAAGAGGUUUUGCCAGAGGUCUUGAUCCAGAACGAAUCAUUGGUGCCACAGACAGCAGUGGAGAAUUGAUGUUUCUCAUGAAAUGGAAGGAUUCAGAUGAGGCAGACUUGGUGCUGGCAAAGGAGGCAAAUAUGAAGUGUCCUCAAAUUGUAAUUGCUUUUUAUGAAGAGAGACUAACUUGGCAUUCUUGUCCAGAAGAUGAAGCUCAAUAAUUGUUUGCGUUGCUUUUUAUAUAUAUUUAUAUAUAUAUAUAAAAUCUGUGUCUUGGUUUUUUGAUUUAUUAGUGUGAAGAAAUAACUACAUUCUAAUGAAAAUCAAGUUUGGUAUGUUCUUUUGAAGUAGUAUUGGGGAAGUUGUUGGGGUUUUGUUUUGUUUUUUUGCAUCUGUAGCACUGGUUACUUUGAACAAAUAAAAGCUUUCUGUAGUUGCUUCCUUUAGCAGAAAAGAACAUUUGAUACCACGGUAUGUUAUUUCCUCUGCAUUAGAGAACAGCUUUUCUAAAUGUUGGGGGAAGUCUCCAUAGUCAUUACUCAGUCAGAAUUUAGAAUUUGCAUUUAACUCAUAUAUGCCUAAGGACCAUUCUGGGUUUUUUGAAUGUGUAUACAUAAAAUAUAUAUGUAAAUGGUUUGGGGUUUUUUGUUGUUUAAAUACAUUUACCAAAACAAAAACAGCUUUUCACAACCAUGAAUAAGCCCAUGUUUCUGGGAUUCCAUCAUUUUGAGCAGUAUAAGAAAUCACUUCAACUUAAAAUGAAAAAUUUAAGUCUUAACCUUUCAAAUUAAAUAAUUUUGUAAUUAAGUAGACAAAUUAAUGUAAACAAUUUAAAUUGGGUAAUUUUUUAAAGCAGUCCUAUCAGAAUCUGCAUUAAUAUCUACAGUCAUAUAAAUGUACUUUUAUAUGCAAAACCCCUAAAAGGAAAAUUUUAUCACUAUCAACAACCUCCCCACCCAAAUGAGAAAACUAGCAAAUAUCUGAUAUGUUUUAAUUAGCCAAGCAAGACUUAGUUAACCGGACAUUUAAAGGUUCCUUUUGGUGAAUCGUUUUAUAAGAAGUUGAAAUCCCUAUGCUAUAUUUACUGAAAGGCUGUGAUACAUGUAAUGUCUCAGACUUGUUCAUGGAAACCAAAUCAGAUGGUUAGAGAGGUUGGCAAUACAGGAUCUGCAGGAAUAAAUGAGUAAACACACUUUUCUAAUCUAAACUUGAUCUGCAUGUUUUUCUCAAACUUUACCCCAACCCAUUUCUUACGUGUACGCUCAGUCUUCUCAGUAUUUGGGGUUACUGGUUCAGCAGAAGCCAGGAAAAACAAUAACUUUGUAGUAAUCAGAAUGUUAUUCAACUGUAUAUUGUUUACUUUAUUGUAAAUACUGGUGAACAG